UGAAAAGCCUUCAAUAAAAAGCACGAACAAAAAAAACCUGUGGAACAAAUCCAAAUAAGAAAAUGAAAACCUCAAAAUCCUCAUUUUGGUUUCAGUGUGAGCGCUUUAUAACCAUAACGAAAGUGACUGCUGAUGGAUACCUGUAUUUUCUCUUCAUGUUAAGCAUUUACAUACUAGUUCAGUCUGAAAGCAGCAAAGCCUCGUUCAUCCACAGGAGGCUGCCUAGAGGUCUCUCAAACUGUCCCUCUGCGGAUACUCAGCUGGACUUAACUAAAAGGAACAUAACUCAGCUUCAAACAAGUGACUUUAGUUGUUUUUUAGAUUUGAAAUUUUUAAAUCUUUCAUAUAAUUCAAUUGAAGAACUAGACUGUUCGGUGUUUCAGUUCAAUCCUUCUCUAGAGUAUUUAGACAUAUCAAACAACAGAUUGCAUACGAUACAAUGUCAAUCAUUACAAUAUAUUAAAAACAUUAAGCAUCUGGACCUUUCAUACAAUAACUUUAAACAAAUGCAUUUUUGCAAAGAAUUUACGGCACUGUCCCAACUGAAACAUCUUGGCCUGAGUGCCGAGCAGAUCCAAACUAACAGUUUUUUAAAUAUUGCACCUAUGCAACUUGAAUAUGUAUUUUUGGGGAUGGAAGACUUGACGGAAUAUGAAAAUGGAAGCUUACAAUUUCUGAAUACAAAUAAACUGCUUAUCAAUUUACCAACAAACCUAAAUCUAGCAAGUUCUUACCUUUUGAGUGAUGCUUUAAACACCUCCACAACUCUAGAGGUCUCUGGGGCACAAUGUGAUGUACACUGUGAUUAUUUCACAAAGUCCUUUUCCACGAUUACUAAAAACUCCAAAGUAGUCAAUCUAAUCAUCAGCAAUGGUGCAAUGCCGGGAAAUGAAAUAUUUAAAAUUAUGCCGCCUAUUUGGGAUUCAUCAAUAGAGCAUCUAUACAUCAAAAUCUUCAGACUUCAAAAUGAGCUCAAGUAUGUUAAAAUGGACUUUUUGCAUCAUUCAAUAAAAUCUCUUACAGUAGAGGAUUUGACUAACGAGGUGGUGUCCUUUCGUGAUACUCAUCCCCUACAAAUGUUUGCAGAAAUGCUUGUGGAAAAUAUAACAUUCUCUAGAGCAGAACUGUAUUUCUUUUUUUGUCCUCCAGCGCCCAGCAUUUUUAGAGUUAUAAACCUUCCAAGCAACAGACUUACAGAUGAUAUUUUUCAAAAUUGUGCCAAUCUCAAAGAAUUAGAAUUACUGAAUUUACAAAAUAACAAAUUAGAGCAAAUGUCAAAAAUAAGUUCUAUGACUCUCACAAUGCCAAAUCUCAAGCAUUUGGACCUCAGUAGAAAUGGACUUCAUAUUGACAAUGAGAAACAAUGCAAAUGGAUGGAUUCUCUUGUAUUCCUAAACUUAUCUGAGAGUGGGCUUACAAAUUCGGUCUUUGGUUGCCUUCCCAUCAACCUCCAGAUACUAGAUCUCUCUAAAAAUCAAAUCUCCAGCAUCCCCAUAGAAGUUAAAAAUUUUGUGUCCCUAAAAGAACUACAUUUAGCAUCAAACCGUCUAACAGAUAUCCCUGACUGCCACAAUAUUGGCAAUAACUUGGGGGUCCUAAAAGUUGAUGAAAAUCUUAUAAACUUACCAUCAAAAGAAUUCCUCCAGAACUGUGAAUAUGUUAAAUAUCUAAGUGCUGGAAAAAAUCCGUUUCAGUGCAAUUGUGACCUGAGAGAGUUUGUUAAGAUGGGAGUCAUGUUUCCAAAAAGGCUUAUUGGAUGGCCAGAGUCCUAUAAAUGUGCAGAUCCUGAAAACCUCAGAGGAAUUUUCCUUCAAGAUUUUUAUUUACCUGAAAUUUCAUGCAAUAUUUCAAUGCUUCUAGGAGUUGUACUGGGUACAAUAUUUAUUUUAUCAAUCAUUGUGGUUUCUGCAUGUUUUUAUUUUGACGUGCCAUGGUAUAUUCGUAUGUUGUUCCGAUGGUUUAGAACAAAGCACAGGUUAAGGAAUGUUAACCAGCAAGACAUUCAGAAUGACAAACUAUUCCAUGCAUUCAUUUCUUAUAGUCAGGAAGACUCAGACUGGGUAAAGAAUAUGUUGCUACCAAAUCUUGAAAGAAAAGACGGAUCAAUAAAAAUCUGCCACCAUGAAAGGCAUUUUAUUCCUGGUAAAGCAAUCAUUGAAAACAUAAUUGACUGCAUCGAAAAAAGUUUCAAGUCCAUUUUUGUUUUGUCUCCUAAUUUUAUUCAGAGUGAUUGGUGUCACUAUGAGCUGUAUUUUGCACAGCACACUUUAUUUGGGAAAAAUUCCAAUAAUUUGAUUCUGAUACUACUGGACCCCAUCCCACAGUAUUUAAUUCCCAAUAAGUAUAACAAAUUAAGAUCGAUAAUGAAGCAUAGGACAUACCUUGAAUGGCCAAAGGAAAAAGGCAAACAUGCCCUCUUUUGGGCUAACCUCAGGGAAGCAAUUCAUGUAAACCUUUCUAUUAAAGAGGAAGACAUGGCAGACCCUGAAGUAAGAACAUAAUAAAAAUUGGUAUCCAGUGGCUCCAGUGAAAAAUGUGGGUCCGGGCACCCCCCCCCCUUCACUUCCAACCCCCACAGACCAAAUCAUUACGAGUUUUAAAAACAUGUUCUCCUUUUAAACUCUACAAGUGCAGAUGUGGUCCCUGCAAUUUGCCUGCAGUCAGAUGCAUGUCAAAGUGAGCUCCUUGCACUUCCAUAUAAUUGAGCUUGGUGCCACAUAAGGUGGCCACACAAAAUUUCGAUCUUUCAUGCGACCAUUGGUCACACGAAAGACUGUUCCCACCCUCCACUGACAUUCAGGGCUGAAUCAUCGGAAAUGGAGGUAGAAACAAUAGAAAUUCUAUCUAAUUCUUCUAAUUCUCAGGCGCCUUAAAUGGCGUCCAAUCAAAAUCUUUUAACCUUGCCGAUCGACGAGUCGACCAAUAUCCACAGCCUUUUGCGAUAUCGGGUGCCUUGUGGUUUCGUACAAUAUUAUCGGUGUGUGCAUGGCCGGCUUUAGUCCUUCCUGCCUUUCUAUCCAAUUUGAGCACUUUUGUGCAUAGUGACUCCUGGGUACCCUGGAGCUGCUACAUCCUCCUGACCAGGCAGUAGCUCCAGGGCUUCCUUCAGUAAGGACCAGUAAGCAUCAGAAAUUAUGCCAAAUGGAAUUCCAUGCAACUGUGUCUGAUUUGCAACAAAAUGUGCACACAGUUGUAUAAACGCAAUAUCGUUAGGAGCAGCAAAUUAUGCUAAAUGCAUUGACCACUUGCAACCGCAAUGACACUGAAAUUCUAGGGGGGACAUUGUACUAUUCCCACAGCACUUGUUGACAUACAUGAGCCCUGAUAUAUUUAUAAGUUUGGUGCAAAAGUUGCAAAGCUAUCCAUAAGGUAUUUGAAGUAGAUGUUUAUUUUUGUUACAUGUAUUAAAAUAUUUAUAUACUGUAUACAUUAUUUAAAUGUACCAUGUGUUCCUUCUCUACAUAUUUGUAUUUCUAUAUAAAAAUAUGCAUGCAAAAUGGGAAUCUAUUAUUGCUAGCUUUAUCUCUUAAGGUGACAGCUACAGUACUAAUUACAUUUUUUUAAGGGAAAAGGUAAAAUGGGAGAUACGUGAAAUUUGGGGUUUUCUGUAAAAAUGGUGUAAAAAAAAAAAAAA
Messenger RNA from Xenopus tropicalis (tropical clawed frog), 3634 nucleotides. It is a transcript of the gene tlr1, whose product is annotated as toll-like receptor 1. Lineage: Eukaryota; Metazoa; Chordata; Amphibia; Anura; Pipidae. The coding region runs from base 63 to 2501 and encodes 812 amino acids. Gene Ontology annotation, biological process: immune response; toll-like receptor signaling pathway; signal transduction. Gene Ontology annotation, cellular component: membrane; plasma membrane. Gene Ontology annotation, molecular function: transmembrane signaling receptor activity. The transcript has 2 exons. The record is from RefSeq and is a predicted model, not a curated record.